Molecule: messenger RNA, 2862 nt
Organism: Dictyostelium purpureum
Lineage: Eukaryota; Evosea; Eumycetozoa; Dictyosteliales; Dictyosteliaceae
Exons: 2
Coding region: 1-2862 (953 amino acids)
Molecular function (GO): protein binding
Source: RefSeq, a predicted model, not a curated record
AUGGAACUAAUAAAUUAUUUUAGAAUUAAAAGUUUAAUAGAGGUAUCAAUAACUGAAAGAUUAAUAUAUAUAUUUAAACACCGAUAUAAAGUUGAAAAUAGUAUAGAAUGGGUCAAUAGCAGUGAUAAUGCCAAUUAUAUAAUUGAUUGUUUAGAAGAAGAUAUUUUCGAAAAUUUUACACUUAAAGAAAGAGAAGUUUUAAGAAUGGGCAUUUUAGAAAGGUUUUCAUUCAAUAUUUUAAUAAAUUUAUUAUUAUAUUCAAAUUAUCAAAUUAUCAAAAAAGAACUUUUAGGAAAUCAAAAUGACUUAAUAAAUUCAAUUAAUAUUGUUUUAACUAAUAUUAAUAAUUUUAAAGAAUAUAAAAUCUGUGAAAAAAAUUAUGUUGGCUUAAAGAAUAUUAUUCAAGAGACUAUUGAAAAAUUAUCACUGACCAAUAGUGAUAUGGAAGAAUUGACAAAACCUUCGGAAUCUAUGGUGGAAGAGAAUAAUCAAAGGGCAAAGGAUUAUAUUGCAUGGGGCAACGAAAAUAUGAAAAAUGGAAACUUUAAUGGUGCCUAUUCAGAGUAUAACAGAGGGUUAGCGUUAAAAGAAAUACCCACUGAUAUCAAAAGUAUCUUGCAUUUGAAAUGUGGCAUUUCCUUAUUCGAGUUGGCAAAAGAGUGUGGUUCUGGUCUAUUAAAUGGUAUCAUUUCAACUGAUAACAAAGAAUAUGAAUAUAUUAUCAAAUCGAAAUCACAUGUGGUCCAAUCAAUUAUUUACCAACCAGAAAAAGGAAAAUCAUAUUUUAGAAUGGGUGUUAUUUUGUCAAAGCUAUCAUGUUAUGAAAAAUCAAACGAUUUCUUUGAAUCUUGUUUGCUUUUACAAUCAAAUGAACAAAAUCAAACUUUAAUUGGCAAAAUUAUUCAAGAAAAUAAGGCAAAGUUAUCAGUAAUUAAACGUGCGUUAAAGAAUAACAAUGGCGUUGUAACCAGAGAUUUUGAAGAAGAAACUUCAAUUUUAUUAAAUGAGUAUUUUAAUUAUUCCAGGUUAGUUAGUGAUAAUUUCAAAGAAAAACUAUCAAAUGACUUUUUCAAAUCAUUCCAUCGUGUUGUUCAACCAGACUCUUCAAAAUUAUUUGAUCUAAGUAAGGACAUUAGAAUAGCUAUUCAAGCAAAUAUCUAUUUACAAGUAUCGGAAAUUAUUGAAAAAAUCGAAGCCAAUAGCCCUCAAGAUAAAGAGCCAUAUAGUCUAAGUGAAUGCUACAGCAUAUUAAAGAGAUUUGUUGCAAGUGACACCAAACUAUCCGGUCCAUACUUUUUAAUUGUAAAGUCAUUAGUCCACGACCAACCAUCCAUCAAAAUAUUAAAUACAAAAUUAAUUUUGGCACUAAUAAUGAAGAUUACAACAUUUCCAGUUCCAUUUACCAAUGUAAAUUGUUCCGAUUCACGUACUCAAUAUAAACUUUCAAAUUUUGAUGUUGCCAAUAUGAAUGAAUUUUUGGGUUCAAUUUAUAAAUUUGGUGGUUUAAAUCAAGAUAUCGAUAUUGAAAAGGCAAAAUAUUAUUAUCAAAAGUCAAUUCAUAUAUGCCAAAAUUCAAUUAUUCCCAACUCAUUAAAGAAAGACUAUGGCUCUACAGCAAAUGCAUAUUAUUCAAUCGGCUUUUUGGGUACAAUUAGGGAACUUGAUAAUAUUUUUAAAGAAGAUGAUUAUUAUUUAAAAAACUUUACAGAAAUAGAAAAAUCAUGUUUAUACUGGAAAAUGGGAUCAGAACUUUUACAAACUCAAUAUUCAUCAAGAUGUUAUGAAAAAUAUUUAAAAUAUUCAAUUAUUAUUAAUAAUAAAGAAAAAAAAGAUAAUAUAUCAAAGGAUAUAAACAUACCAAUUAUAAGAAAUAUCGAUUUAUCAUUAGAAGAAAAUAUUAAUAGUUCAAGUUUAUUUUCUAAAGAGUUAUUAAAGGAAUAUGCGCAGCCAAUAGAUUUUAAUAAUAUAAAAGAAAUAGUUGAAAAUAAUACCAGUGAAAAUGAAUAUGCAUUGGGUUUAUACAAGGUCUAUUCAAGUUUCAAUUGUUUCAUAUCAUCAUUUCAACAGGUAAAUGAACUGGAAUUAGAAAGAAAGGAAUACCUUAUGGAAGAAAAGUAUCAAUUAAUUAAAAUAUUGGCAGAUCUAUACUGUAAAAUAGAUUAUUUAUAUGUUUUAAGAGUUCCACCCGAUUUGAUUGUAUACUUUUCAAAUUUUCUUGACCGGUUAAUCAAAGAAAAACCAAAUGACCAAAGAGUAAAUAUAUGCUAUAUUGGAUUCAAUCGUUUUAAUAAAUUAAAAUAUCAAGAGUUACUUCAAAUAAUAGAGUUAUCAGCACCAUCCGUAUCGUCAUCAGAAGAAAACCCAAUCGAGUUUUAUUCGCAGAGUUUUCAAAAUCAAUAUAAUGAAGCCUUGGCAUACUAUUCAGUUAUUAUUCACUCAAUGAACAAUCAAAUAGAUAUGGGUCUAAGGAAAGCACUAAUGUAUGAAUUGGAAUUUGUAAACUCUUCAUAUAUUUUUAACUUUUUCAUUUUUAAUAUAUUAUUUGAAUUUGGGGAACAGAAGAGUAUCACAGACAAAAUCUUAUUUCAUCUUUAUGAAAAUGGCCAAGAGUAUAUAAUUAGUAAUUUAUCAUCUAGUCAUCCCUAUAGAAUCCAUUAUUUAAAUUUAAUUUCAAUUAUUUUAUUUAAUCAAAUUCAAAAAAAAAAAAACCAAAAUCAAGACUAUCAAUCAUUAAAUGAAAAAUUAAAUGAAAUCAAUUUAUUAAUUGAUAAUUAUAGUAAUUUAAAAUCAGUUUUCUUUUUAAGUGUACAUAAAGAAAAAUAUUACCAUUCAAAAUCAAUUUUAAAUAAUUUAUUAAAAUAA